UUAUUACAUAACUACAUGAAUAUUUCCGGAGAAAAAGGGUUGUAUUGCCUUGAUUAUAUUGGUAAUUGUGUGGUAUGUUCUUCUUCUCAGGUUUACUUGGAGAGUAAUCCCAGUGAGGUGUUUGUUCACUUGUCGCCUACAAGAUGCUGGGAGAUGGUAAAAGAUAGAGUGAACCAGGAGAUAAGUAAGCAACACAAAGCCGGAAAAUCAGAUCUUCCUCCUUUGCAACCCGCUGGGAGUCCCGACGGUUUUGAAAUGUUUGGAUAUUCAUCACCCGCAAUUGUACAGGCUAUCGAAGCAUUAGACGUGAAUCGAGUAUGCACAGACUAUUGGGAUUCCAGGCCUUAUUCGCGACCACAAGUUCAGUUCCCUGCAAAUCCUCUUCCCAGAGAAGCCAACUCAAGUGUCAGAUCAUUGGGUGUAGGCAAUCUUCAGAAUGCCCCCCAACACCGGUUAUUACCUACCGGAACAAACUCUAUUCUCAAAGUUCUGUUCAAGAAAGCUAACAUGGAGGAACUAAGCUCACUUCAAGAGGUUUUAAGUGAGUCUAACUCGGAUUUGGCGACCGAACUUGUGAAGGAAGAGCUCCAGAACCGUCGUUGAUAUAAUUAGAAGGGGAUUGAUUUUAGUGUGUACAUACGGAGUUGAAUCCAGUUACUGUUUUGCAGGAUGAGGCUCCCUUCCCUGCUCAUUCUUUUUGGCACCCUUACAGAGGAAGGAUAUAAACAUAUAACUAAAAAAACCCAGUUUCUUCUUCUGUCUCAUAACAAAAAGAAAAGAGAGAGAGAAAGAUAGAAGUUUAUAUAGGGUUCUUAAAACCAUUAGUUUUGGAUACUAGUCGCACUCAUGUGUGGCUUGGUUUCCACAUCAGUUUACUAGUAUGACAUUGUUUCUCUGUUUUGAAGUCCAAAGGACAUGAAUUUAAAGGACAA
Molecule: messenger RNA, 932 nt
Organism: Camelina sativa (false flax)
Lineage: Eukaryota; Viridiplantae; Streptophyta; Magnoliopsida; Brassicales; Brassicaceae
Source: RefSeq, a predicted model, not a curated record